Exophiala spinifera is the source of this 1248-nucleotide messenger RNA. RefSeq lists its product as uncharacterized. NCBI's taxonomy places the organism in Eukaryota, Fungi, Ascomycota, Eurotiomycetes, Chaetothyriales, Herpotrichiellaceae. The record is from RefSeq and is a predicted model, not a curated record. The transcript is spliced from 2 exons. Gene Ontology annotation, molecular function: GTP binding. Bases 1 to 1248 code for a protein of 415 amino acids.
AUGGGCGUCACUGGAUCGGGAAAGAGCUCGUUUAUAUCCCUCCUUGCCGAUCAAGACGUCGAGGUGUCCCACAGCUUACGCUCUAACACGGUGAACGUCAAGGCAUAUAGCUUCACCGAUGACUCUGGCAGGACGGUUUUCCUGGUCGAUACGCCAGGUUUCGACGACACGGCUCGCUCCGAUGCGGAGAUUUUGAAGGACAUUUCCUAUUUCCUAGCCGCCAUGUACGCCAACAGGAUCCGACUGGCCGGACUCAUCUACCUGCAUCGCAUCUCUGACGCCAGGAUGCUCGGUUCGGCAGUGAAGAAUCUCAGCGUGUUUAAGAAUUUGUGUGGGGAGUCCGCCUUCGGGCAUGUCGUCCUGGCAACGACCAUGUGGUCGGAAAUGGAACGAAACGGUGAAGCAGACGUGGCGCAUCAGCGGCUAUCUGAGCUACAGAGCACCUACUGGGCUGACAUGAUAGAGUUGGGGAGUAUGGUCGCGCGGCACAUUGGCCAACGGUCAUCGGCUCGAGAGAUGGUCCGCAUGCUGAUGGAGAGAGCCACUUCCUCCCUCGUCACUCUUGACAUCCAGCGACAACUGGUGGAUGAGGGAAAGACCUUGGCCGAGACCGAAGCCGGGAAGCUGAUCCUCGCAGAUAUCAGUGCGACACGGAAGAAUUACGACCGAGAACGUGCUGAGCUACAGGAGAGUCUGGACGAGGCACAGAGGGAAGAGGACGAGGAAGGCACUGAGAGCAUCAUUAGCGAACUCAGUGCCAUCGGCGCACGGGCCCGCCAGCGCCAUGAUGAUGGCAUUAGCCUAGGGGUCAAUAUCCGACAACUGGCCGAAGAGCAGCAUCCACGGUACCUGAACCUCAUCACGACUCUGCAGCAGGACAGCACCGACGCUGGCAGUAGUGGGCCUGCCCCUGACCCUAGAAGUGAGGAUCUCGAUGCCAGGGUACGGUAUCUGGAGCGGAGGCUCAAGGAGAAGGAUGAUGAAGUGGCAGAGAUGCACAAGAGACAACAACACCAAUCACGUCGAAGCGAGGCUAAAAGAGACAGGGGAUACCCGUAUACCGUCGAGCGGCGACCCAUCAACAAGGUUGAAGAUGGGAAGCAGGAUCAGAAUGUCGUCACGCAGCUCUUGACCAAGAUUGGGUCCUUCUUGGGCGUAUCCGAUGAGAAAGAGAAAGAGAAAGGUAGGUUGGUACUGGUAAGGAACAAUAGUACACCAAGCUCAAUGUCGGACGCAGAGCAUCGGUGA